This is a messenger RNA of Frankliniella occidentalis (western flower thrips), 2926 nucleotides long. RefSeq lists its product as uncharacterized. Lineage: Eukaryota; Metazoa; Arthropoda; Insecta; Thysanoptera; Thripidae. The transcript is spliced from 2 exons. The coding region runs from base 376 to 1239 and encodes 287 amino acids. The record is from RefSeq and is a predicted model, not a curated record.
UCACUCGCCGAGCGGCGGCCUCCGGCGGUGGACGUUCCGCUGGCCUGUCGUGUGCCGCGCACCGCCCAGCUGACCCGCAAGGACGGCAGGAAGGGGCGCCGCUAGCGCUAGCGCAGCGCCACCUCCGGGGGGCGCCCCCACCACACCAACCCCGCAGCGGUGCUCAGUCGCGAGGGAGACGCUCGUCGCGCCGCAUCGUCCUGGAUGAAGACAGACCACACCCGGCUAGGUGAAAGUGCGACCCGUCCCCCAUCCUGUGUUGUUGGUUUUCGCCGAUUUUUCGCUCGAGUGUCGCGACUGCGCGUUCGUCGAGUGUGUUCCAAGGACUCUGGUGGCACACAACGAUAAUGCGACGGCGGAGCACAGCAGGCUGACAUGGAGCUGGAAGGAGCCGGCGCCAGGCGCUACCGGCCGCUGCACAGAACGCCGCCCGAGUACCAGACCGUCAUCAAGUUUCUGCUGAUGGCGAGUAUCCUCGACACGGUGUGGGUGAGUGGCCCGCCGCGCUCGGGAAGCCCGUGCGGACUGGUGGGCGGUGAGGCCGGCGCCCCGGCCGGUCAGCGGCCUGGUCAGCGCCCUGGUCAGCGCCCUGGUCAGCGGCCCUCCCCGGGGACGCCCUCCGGCCCCCCGACUCUGCCGCCUGAGGUUCAGGAGGCUCUCCGCAGGCUCAACAUUUCGGCCGAGGACUGUGCGCGCCGUCCGGACGCACUGCGCAUGACUGGGGUCGCACCGGCUGCCACCCGCGUCCUCAGUGUUCUCUUGUUCAACGCCUUCGUCUUCUGGUCAGACUUUGGCGCCGCCCUCGUUGGGGGCGGCGCGGGUGUCGACAGGAAGAGCAGCCCUACGCCGGCCCCCGGGGCAUGGGUUCCUGCUCCCGACGAGAGCGACAGGACUCCUUGGGCCAGUGAUGUGGCCGUGGAGGCGUGGACGACAGGCUCCACGGCCGCCUUCGGACGGGCGGCCUCCAGCGACUGUGUUUCGGCCACCAUUGAUGCGUGCAGCAGGCCGGCCUCGUGGAGCACCAGCAACAACACCUCUGUGGGGAGGCUGUGCGCGGCCGUGCUGAGGAGCGCUGGCGUGGUCAAGAGCACCACCCCGGAACCAAGCCACGAGAUACAGGACGUGCAGGUGCCGUGGCCGGUGCAGCUGUUUUACAUUGUGAUGCUAGUGGUGAUGAUUGUCGGCAUGCCCUGCUGCCCAGCCGUGUUCGAAAACGCUUGCACCUUUCUCAUGUGCUGAAGGUGAGGGAAGAACUGCUGGUAGGUUGAAGUCCCUCCAUCCCCUUCUUCCUGCAAAUGCCAGUUUUGGUGUGCGUUAUGAAUUCGUGCAUGUAAGGAUCGAGCGGUAGAUAACUCCUGAAUUGCGUGUACAAAUUUCAUAAAUUGAAUUUGAAUUAGCUGUAAUUGAAUUUGAAUUCGACUGAAUUGGUUGCAAUGUUUUUGAAUUAGAGUGUGUACAUUCGCAGGUACACACACGCGUGCAUGCCGGAUGUCUCAUACUCUAUAAAACUGUCACGGAAAAAUAGUGUUCAUAAUAUGAGCGCAACUGUUCGUAUUAUAAAUCUCACGUUUAUAUUGUGAAGAAUUCUGCUGUGCUGUCAUUAUAGUACGAACACAAUUUGUUCAUUGUACGAAUCCUCUCGUUCGUAAUAUACAAUUGAUUUUCGGAUUCGUACGUUAUGAACGGAAAACUGGUUGCUUAGUAAGGUACUGAUCCCAAAAUCGUUCGCAAUAAGCACGAGAAGCUUCAUAUUACGAACGCGAGGAUUCUUAAUACGAACGUGUUGUGUUCGUAUUAUGACAGCACGCAAAUUUGUCAUAUUAUGAACAUGACGUUCAUGAUACGAACAAUGUCCACACUAAACCCUUAUGCAUUUUGCUGUGCAUAAACUUGCAGAAUUUUACACAGCUGUAAGUAUGCACAAAAUUUUAUGCGGAAUUGUGUACAAAAUGUGCAUAAUCAUGCACACGCUGUACAUAGUUAUGCAUAAAAUUUUGCUUGAUAUUAUGGCUGUAUGAAAUUCUGCAAGUUUUAUGCACAACAAAGUGCAUAAGGAUUUAGUGUGUCGUUCGUAAGAUUUUAAGGGUGUAGGCCCUGUACUACUUGAUUUGUUUGUAUUACUGUACGGCAUGGAGACGUGGGAGCCUGGACUGGUUCCUUUUUCCGGAUUCCCUAUCGGGAAAUUUACUCAUAGUGCCAGUGUGCAGCUAAUGGCAAAGUAAGCAAAACAUUUUACGGGCGACCUAUGUGACAACUCUGUCGAUCCAAAUAAGCACAUUGUCUACUUUAAAUAAAGUUUACAUGGCAAGUUUUCAUUUAUUAAAGUCCAUGUACACUUUAUUUAAAGUACAAAAUGUACACAUUUGAAUCGACAGAAACUCUGUAUACCGUUCAAGGUAUGAGUCUACGUUUGUACCUGAAAAUGUACACACUAAAAUCUCUUGAACUUACAGAAUACUGUGUUCUGUACACACUUUGUUUUCAACAGUAGCUGCCAUUAAUUAUCUGAGACUCAUGCGGCCGACACUUAAACGUUUUACGUAAUAGCACAUGGAUUAUGUAGGUCUAUACGCAUACAUAUCUCGACGUAAAGUGCUACACGGAUUUAUGUACGAAGCCUCAUGAUGAUGCAAAUGUGGCGCAUAGUUACGUAAAAGUUUUGUACGUAAGUUACGAAUGCACAUAAACACACGUCACUAUGUAUAAGAGUGAAGUGUGCAUGUAUUUAAUAUCCCGAAAGCUGUUGUGUACAAACACAGUGUUGUUUUCCCAGACUGUGUGAAUUUUAAGUGAAAUCUAGUGUUUUCUUUUGUUUUAACUCGCUGUGAUUUACUGUGAACAGUGUACAGAAGUGCUGUUGAUGAUCUAGUCCAAGUACUGUGUUCUAUGGUUUAAUACUCCAAUUAAUAAAUUGUAGCGCUAUUUA